Molecule: messenger RNA, 2159 nt
Organism: Manis pentadactyla (Chinese pangolin)
Lineage: Eukaryota; Metazoa; Chordata; Mammalia; Pholidota; Manidae
Gene: SAMD14
Product: sterile alpha motif domain containing 14
Exons: 11
Coding region: 563-1813 (416 amino acids)
Biological process (GO): neuron projection development; calcium-mediated signaling; actin filament organization
Cellular component (GO): cytoplasm; postsynaptic density; dendrite
Molecular function (GO): actin filament binding
Source: RefSeq, a predicted model, not a curated record
GCGCGCGCACACACACACACAUACACACACACACACACGCACGCACACACACGCACGGAGCAUCCUCCCGUCAGGUCUCCUGGUCCAGCCCCGCCCGCGCCUCCAGCUUCCUGCAAACGUUCCUCUCUCCCCACACUGCACCCAUUCCCUCCGGCUCCAGGACCCUCCUCGUCCACCCCACCCCACCCUCGGGAUGGAGCGGAUCGAGCCAGCCCGGAACCCCCCGCGGCCGGGGUGACGGCCCCCGCCCCUCUCCCGUCUGGACCCCCGCCUCGAGCACCAUGGGCCUGAGGGGUUCCCGAGGCUCCGGACGCUGAAGAUGACCGAUGCUGGAGUUUUUAGGGAAUGCUAAUGAUGGAAAGGCCCAAGAGAGUGAAGGGGAGAAGUUCAGUGACCCACGUGAAGGCACACAGCAAAUCAGCUUGGAUCAAGACCGCAGGACUGGGCCUGUGUCUACACCCUGGAUUUGCUCCUGCCCAAGGCCACACAAUCUGGGUGUGGCUCAGAUGACCUCUCUCCCAGGGGGCUGGAAGAAGGGUUCUAAGGGAAGCUGUCUUGAGUCAUGGCUUCUUCAAAGCUCCGAGAACCCACAGAUGAGGUUUUUGACCUGGACUUGGCUGUGCCAGAGACCGUCAGACUGGACAGCAGUUUACACAAGGCCCGGGCCCAACUACUGGCCAAGGGCCGGAGACACCGGCCGUCCCGCUCGAGGCUUCGGGACAGUGCUAGCUCUGCAGAGGAUGGUGAAGGCUCCGAUGGGCCUGGAGGCAAGGUGACGGACGGUUGCGGGAGCCCCCUGCACCGGCUGCGCUCGCCUUUGCACUCGGGCCCGGGGUCCCCGGCCGGUGGCUCUUUUUGCCUGGAGCCUCCGGGGUUGCGGCGCAGCCUGGAGGAGGACGAAACACCGCCCUCGCCGCUCACACGCUACCGGCCCCUGCACAACGCCGCCUCGCACGAGGGCCUGGCCGCCGCUUCCUGCUCUCCGCCGCGCUCCGCGCCCUCCUCGGACAGCUCGCCCAGCUUCGUGCGCCGCCACCCGCGCGCAGAGCCGCACAGCGAAGAUGACAGCCGGGAUGCCAGCCCACCUGAGCCUGCCAGCCCCACCAUCGGCCUGGAUAAGAAGACUCGCCGGAAGUUCCUGGACCUGGGGGUCACCUUACGCAGAGCGUCCACCAGCAAGAGCCGGAAGGACAAGGGCAGCAACCGCCUGUCAGUGGGCAGUAGGGAGUCGGUGGAGGGGGCCGGCAGGUCAGGGGGCUCCCCGUUCCUGCCCUUUUCCUGGUUCACAGACAGCGGCAAGGGCUCGGCGUCCUCUGGCAGCACCACCUCCCCUGCCUGCUCUCCUAAACAUGAGGGCUUCAGCCCUAAGAAGUCAGCUUCUCAGGAAUCCACCCUGAGUGAUGACUCCACACCCCCCAGCAGCAGCCCCAAGAUCCCGAGUGGUCCCCGGCAGGAGACCAAGUGUUCCUACCCUUACCACACACUGUCCCAGUCUUCAGAUGAGUUCCUGGAUGAACCUCUCCCUGCUGUCCACCACUGGACCAGUCAGCAGGUGGGCCAGUGGCUGCAGAGCCUCAGCUUGGAACAAUAUGCUGCCGAGUUUGCUGCACGGCAGGUGGAUGGGCCGCAGCUGCUGCAGCUGGAUGGAAGCAAACUCAAGAGCCUGGGGCUCAGCAACUCGCAGGACCGGGCGCUAGUGAAGCGGAAGGUGAAGGAGCUGGCAGCCGCAGCCGAGAGGGCACGCAAGGCCCAGGAGAAGGCUGCACGGCAGCGUGAGAAGCUCCGGCGCAGGGAGGAGGCCAAGAAGAGCUAGGGGAGGAUGGGGGUGGGGGUAAGCACUGGCACCUGGCAUGGGGUGGCUGCUGGGCUCGGGCACGGGCCUCACUAGGAAGGCAGGGCCUAGGCACCAAGCUUGGGCUGGCCUGGCCCCAUGCUGUCAGCAGGUACACACCCUCUCACUCUGUCACUCCGUCUGGACCCAGAUCCCCCAGAAAGGGAGACUCCAGCCAGAGGGCCUAGUAAUAAAUCUUACUUCAAGGACUUGUUUGGCACAAUGUUCCUGUGGGAGGUUACGGGCAGAGGGAAGAAAGGCCAGGGCUGAAGUAAGUCUGGGAGCCCAGAAGCACCUGGGUCAGUCCGCCUCUCUACCCUCAGGCCAU